CUGCGGUUGUUUACUAAUGUCUGAUUGAAGAUGGCGAUGCACAUGAUCUGAGGGGGUAAAUGUGUUUUACAAGAUCAUAUGCAUAAGGACAUUCUUGUUUUUAAACAAAAUGGUCUUAAAAAACAUUUUCCGAACCGCGUCCUUUGGUUUACGAACAUGGAGUUCAUUUUCAAGUGUGAAGCAGGGCAGUAAUGCUUUACCCGUAUUCAAACAGGCUCAAUGGCGCUCAACGUUAGCACCUAACAUUAACUAUAAAGGUAAUCACGCCUUUUCAAGCCAACAAGUGAGACCGUAUGCACGGGCAGUUAUAAAGAAACAAGAAUUCCCAAGUCAGCUCCAGGACUUGUCUCCGUCUAUGCUGAAGCUUGAAUAUGCAUCCGUCCCGCUUGCACAGUCGGUUGACAGUGUUGUGAAGAAACUGCUUACACUGGAGUUUGCAAAUCAUGGUGAAAAACUGCGUAUGAAAGAGGAAGAGCUUAUUGCAAAGGUGCGGAGAGACGAGAAUGACCGCACCUCAACAGAAGUCAAGGUGGCUAUUUUGACAGCGCGAAUUCGCAACUUUCAGGAGCACUUGCACAAACACCCGAAGGAUAAAGCUAACAAAAGAUGGAUGCUUAUGAGCAUUGACAGAAGGAAGAAACAGCUCAAGUUUCUGAGAAGGACCCGCUAUGAUGCAUUUGAGAAAGUGUGUCAGGAACUCAAUAUCACAUAUUCAUUCCCCCCUGAAUACUAUCGACGCGUCACCCGCCGCUGGCUGGCCAAAAAGGCCUUUUGCAAUAAGGUCUUUAAAGAAGUCCAGAAACAAAAGGCAGAGCAAAAAGCGAAACAAAGAGCAACUGCUGCUAAAGAAGAACAGACAACAUCUUCUGCAGGGUCAACAGAAGCAAAGGAAACUUAAGUGUAAACAACAAGAAAAUGAAACCUGUGACUAACAGUGUGCUAACCAUCUGGAUCUAACACAUCAGAUGUUUUUCCAAGCAAUCCAGAUGUUCUUAUUUGAUUUAUAUGUAAAAUAUAAACAGAAAAACAGAAAUGGAAACAUACAGGUAAACAUUAAAUAAUCUGUGACUGCAAUGUUUUUAUGUUGUCAUUACUUGCUUAUAGUGAAUUUCCUUCUUGUUUUUUGCUGGGGCAGCAAAUAAAAGGUGAACUUAAAGCUUUUU
This is a messenger RNA of Paramisgurnus dabryanus, 1163 nucleotides long. RefSeq names its product mitochondrial ribosomal protein S15 (gene mrps15). The record is from RefSeq and is a predicted model, not a curated record. Gene Ontology annotation, molecular function: RNA binding; structural constituent of ribosome. Gene Ontology annotation, biological process: mitochondrial translation. Lineage: Eukaryota; Metazoa; Chordata; Actinopteri; Cypriniformes; Cobitidae. Gene Ontology annotation, cellular component: mitochondrial small ribosomal subunit; ribosome.